GUUACCUUUGGAGCCCGAAAGGAGGAAGGAAGCAAAAUAUCAACAACGCCGAGGCGUCUCGGGCGCUCGGCCCCGGUCCCCUCUGCCCGCCGCGCGCCUGCCCGCCCCCGCGCCCACGGCGGGGGCCCAGGCCCCCCGGCGCCGCCCAGGGCCCGCGCGGACGCCGGCCUCAUUUGUUAUUCCCCCCCGUCCGGAGCUGCGGCUGCCUGGUGUUGAAGAUCCCCCGGACCGGGGGCGAGGGCCACCCCUCCCAGCCGUGACACCCCCUUCCCCCAGCGGGGCCGGACGCUGUGCAGAAGGUGUCCUGCAGACCAUGAACUGAGCCCUGGUUCCAGGCCGUUCAUGAGCACAGUGUGAGGCGUGCCGAGACCUGCCACCCAGCAAUCCCCUCCCCUCCCUAGCACUGAGGAUCCCCAGAGAAGAUGGGGAGGAAAAAGAUUCAAAUCCAGCGAAUCACUGAUGAGCGGAACCGACAGGUGACAUUCACCAAGCGCAAGUUCGGACUGAUGAAGAAGGCGUACGAGCUGAGUGUGCUCUGUGACUGUGAGAUCGCGCUCAUCAUCUUCAACCACUCCAACAAGCUGUUCCAGUAUGCGAGCACCGACAUGGACAAGGUGCUGCUCAAGUACACGGAGUACAACGAGCCGCACGAGAGCCGCACCAAUGCCGACAUCAUCGAGACCCUGAGGAAGAAGGGCUUCAACGGCUGUGACAGCCCCGAGCCCGACGGGGAGGACUCGCUGGAGCAGAGCCCCCUGCUGGAGGACAAGUACCGGCGUGCCAGCGAGGAGCUGGACGGGCUCUUCCGGCGCUAUGGGUCAGCUGUGCCGGCCCCCAACUUUGCCAUGCCCGUCACGGUGCCCGUGUCCAGUCAGAGCUCACUGCAGUUCAGCAAUCCCAGCAGCUCUCUGGUCACCCCUUCCCUGGUGACAUCAUCCCUCACGGACCCGCGGCUCCUGUCCCCGCAGCAGCCAGCGCUGCAGAGGAACAGCGUGUCUCCGGGCCUGCCCCAGCGGCCGGCCAGCGCAGGGGCCAUGCUGGGGGGAGACCUCAACAGUGCUAACGGAGCCUGCCCCAGCCCUGUUGGAAAUGGCUACGUCAGUGCCCGGGCUUCCCCUGGUCUCCUCCCCGUGGCCAAUGGCAACAGUCUCAACAAGGGCAUCCCUGCCAAGUCUCCGCCCCCGCCCACCCACAGCGCCCAGCUUGGAGCCCCCAGCCGCAAGCCCGACCUGAGGGUCAUCACUUCCCAGGGAGGAAAGGGGUUGAUGCAUCACUUGACUGAGGACCAUUUAGAUCUGAACAAUGCCCAGCGCCUUGGGGCCUCCCAGUCUACCCACUCACUCACCACGCCAGUGGUUUCCGUGGCAACACCGAGUUUACUCAGCCAGGGCCUCCCCUUCUCCUCCAUGCCCACUGCCUACAAUACAGAUUACCAGCUGAGCAGUGCCGAGCUCUCCUCCCUCCCAACCUUCAGCUCGCCCGGGGGGCUGUCGCUAGGCAGUGUCACCGCCUGGCCUCAGGCCGCGCAGCCGCCCCAGCCGCCCCAGCCGCAGCCGCCCCAGCCGCCCCAGCCGCAGCCGCCCCAGCCGCCCCAGCAGCCGCCCCAGCCGCAGCCCCAUCUGGUCCCCGUGUCUCUCAGCAGCCUGAUCCCGGGCAGCCCUCUGCCUCACGUGGGGGCUGCCCUCACAGUCACCACCCACCCCCACAUCAGCAUCAAGUCGGAGCCGGUGUCCCCCAGCCGCGAGCGCAGUCCCGCGCCGCCCCCUCCAGCUGUGUUCCCAGCGGCCGCCCGCCCGGAGCCUGGCGAUGGCCUCAGCAGCCCGGCCAGCAGCUCCUACGAGACCGGGGACCGGGACGACGGACGGGGGGACUUCGGACCCACGCUGGGCCUGCUGCGCCCAGCCCAGGAGCCCGAGGCUGAGGGCCCUGCUGUGAAGAGGAUGCGGCUCGACACCUGGACAUUAAAGUGACGAUUCCCAGCCCCCUCCUCUCAGCCUCCCUGACGAAGAGUUGACAAUCUCACCGCCCACCCCUCCCGGCCCUGGGCCUCCUCCCGCUCGACCCCACUUCCUUUUGUGCUCCGUGUCCUGUUGACGGUUACAUUUGUGUAUAAUUAUUAUAUUAUUAUUAUUAUUAUUAUAUUUUUUUUAAUUUGGAUUCUCGCUUUGGAGAGGAGGAUGCUCCUGUCCCCUCUUUCUGCACCCCCCGCCAUUUUACUGGCUGGGGGGCUCUUUUUUGCGGGAAGGGGGACACUUUGCACGUUGUACACAUAUGCUGCAGGAGGGGGUGGGGAGCCCGACAGGCCUUUGGGACAGGACGGGUGCCGAGCCCUGCAUGCGGAGCCCUCCCACCCCACCCCCAGAUAGAGGGAGAUAACCAAAAAACCUACCAGGCCACAAAACCCCUUAUAAUAUACUGAAACCCCAAAGUCGGCCUGAUGGGUGGGUUUGUGUUUCAGGGGGCAAGUGAGCCCAGGUUCUGAAAAGGGUCUCUGCUUCUGGGCUAUUCCCGUGGCCACAGGCACAUGGGGUGAAAUGCCCAAGCUUGGCCCCCCAGUGCCCCUGCACACACACAACACUCUCACGGAUUCAUGCAUGAGCUGCACCCCCAAGGUGUGGGGGUGCUGGCCGAGCCUCUGGGCUGGGAAGGCUGCCUGGGAUUCGGAGGCCGGGGGCAGGGUUUGAGGUAGGGGGCCCCUCGGAAGCACAUUUGGAGAGAAAGACGGAGAGCCAUGAGGAGGGGCCGAGAGCGGGGUGAGGGGUGACUCGGGGCCCCCUUCUGUCCCUGGUAGUUUCUCUAAGAUAUACAGUGCAAUAGCUCCCCGUCCCUGGGCUGACACCAGCCCCCGAAAGCAGGCCACAAAGUGCAGGGAGGACGGCGGGCGGGGCAGGGAACAGCUCAGCAGGACUGGCGCCCCGGCGUCCAGGGGCACGUGGGAGUGGGGGCUCUCUCUUCCUUGCACGGACACAUCCCCAAAGGAGGGACACUGGGGUGGCGUGAGGGUGGGAGGCCCGCCUGCCUCCUUUCCUCCUGGGCCCUCCCCAGCCCCCUCCCCGCUCCUCCCGCCCCGACCCCACCUCCCUGGUCGGCUACCUCCUGCCCCACUACCCCCGGCAGCGCACCUUCCCUCUUGGCUACUGUAACUGUAAAUAGCAACCUUUGGAAAACGUUAGCAGUGUAACAGUCCAGGAAACUGUUUUUUUUGUUGUUGUUGUAUUGAUAUGAAAUGAGAUUCUAUUUUUGUCAAAGUAUAUUGUAAUAAUAACGACUCAAGCGGCCCGUACUGUACAGAUGAGACUCUUCUGCUGUUGUUCUUGCUCCCCGCCCCGCCCCUCUCUGCUGGGACCUCAGGCUGGACCCCAGAUCAGACGCGGGGGGGGCAGGCCCCCAGCCUGCCACCCGGAGGGGGCUGGCCCGAGUGGGCAGGUGGCGUGUGCAGGUGGAUAGGGGGUCUGCCCCAGUCCUUCCCCUGCACCCAGCUCCUCUGCCUCAGGGACGCAGUGCUCCCUGGGGGCGUCAUCCCAGUAGGACAGCAGACGGUAGACAAGGCCCAGCUUUGCGGUCCUGCCUCUGCGACCCAGCCGCUUGCAGUAUCCCGACACUUGACGCAGGGAGGGAACCAGAAGCAGGGGUGUAUGUGACCACACGUGCACCUGAGCGUGUUCGUGAGGGCAUCCGGUAUCUGUGUGUGUGUAUGGGGGCGUGGACAUACCGGUGUGUGUCUCUGAGCCCAUCUGGGCCUAUCCACGGAUCUGUGUGAAUCGAGCUCCGAGGGCAUGUCCGUGUGUGCACGUGCCUGGCGUUUGCGGAGGGACAGUGGCCGCUGGGCCGCACAGCCCUGGCUUCCAGCUCCACGCCGCUCCAGCUUGGCCCCUGCCCCAGUCCACCUUCCGCUUUGACAGGUUUGGACCACAGUUGGGGGGAUCCGGCAGUUGCCCCCUUUGCCUCUCGCUGGGGCCCUGCCUCCCCUGGGCUCCACACACAAGUGGCCACCCGAUCCCCGGUCCUUUGCACACACGCAGCUGCCCUUCCUGCUCUUCCCCCACCCCAAUCCUGCUUUCAGGGUGACACUCAUGAUUCUCUUCCUUCUUGAAGCUUCUUCUUUGGGCCGUGAUCCUUCCUUACUCAGAGUUUAAGCCCCACCUGCUGAUUGGGCACACAGCAUGUCCCAACCUACUCCGUGGGUUCCUAGAGGGGGUUUGAAGAGUCGACGAGACUCGAUCAGGGCCUCGAAGUACGCCAGGGUAUAGGCUUGCGCGUGCAUGCAUCCCCAGAGCCUUGCCAGUGUCUGGCACGUAGUUGGUGCACAGUGAAUGCCGAAUGGGUGAGCGAUAGGUGCUCGAUAAAGCUCGAGUGACUGGCUUUCCCUUCUCAGGCUGUUCCUGGCGGCAGUCCGCCCACCUGUGGAAGCUGGGCUUGGCCGCCACUAGACACACGGUGGGGACAAGAGCCCCUGCGUUCACGGUGCAAUAUUCACCAGUUUUGCCCUCUGCCUUGUAAUGGCAAACCUGGCUUUUGAUUACCGUGUGUGUGUGUGUGUGUGUGUGUGUGUGUGUCCUUCCUCUCUCCCUGGGGGCAGGGGGUGGGUCUGUGAAUGAAUAUGUGACAUUUCUGCAAUUCAGUAUCCCAAGGUUUCUCUUGGGGGUAGGGGCUCCUGGCUGGCCAGACGCAUGGGUCCCUGGGAACCCAGACCUCAAGCGGGGGGGGCUUCAUUUCUUCCUCUCGCAAAGCCAAAUUUGCCUCCACCUACUCUUUCCUCCUAAGAACUGGGCGUUUGCCAGAGUAAUCACUGGAGUCAUCCCACGCCCCUCCCUUCCCCAGCCUUCCCACAGCUUCCAGGGACAGUGGGCAAGAGGACCCUCCGAUUCCACUGGGACGCACCAUCCCCCCCUCCCCAGCAGUGCCCUCGAUGCAGCAAGACUGACCCCCGACCUUUACCCAGCCCUCCCCACCUUGGACAGGAAGGAAUUAAUGCACCUUCUCUUGAUGAUUAUUUAUUUGUUUGGAGAGACAGAAAUGAUGUAAAAGUGUAUCUAGAAAUAUCUAUAUCUAUAUAUUUUUAACUGACUCUUUGGAAUCCCCUGGGUUGGGGUGGGGGUGAAUUUAGGCUUUCGUAGAGGAGAGGAGACCUGGAGCCUGGGAACUCUUGUCCUCUCCUCUGCCACCUCUGUCCACCCCCUAAGCGAUGGUGGAAGGCGUGGGAUUUGUGUGGGGGCAGGGGGCUCGAAUGUUCUAUGGAGAAUCUGGAUUCUCUUUGUCUUCCCCAUUCAGGUCCCAGAGGGAAGGGGGAGAGGGAGGGAGGCAUGGAGGUGCCCCCCCAAACCCGACAAUCACCCACACUCCUGGGGCUGCUCCUGGGUCCUGGGCAGGGCGAGUCCAAGUGUGUGGCUGUUGAUUUGUUUUCAAUAUUUCUUUCCGUGCUGUAUGGUGAUGCUUUCUUAGUAUUCUACACAAUAAGAAGACAAAGUCCUCGGGAUUCUUAUGAGUUUUGUUUGAAAACUCUUUCACUAUAUUUGUUGUAAAGAGGUUUACUAUUAAAAGAAAAAGAAUACACGUUUCUGAUA
This is a messenger RNA of Neomonachus schauinslandi (Hawaiian monk seal), 5564 nucleotides long. It is a transcript of the gene MEF2D, whose product is annotated as myocyte enhancer factor 2D. Gene Ontology annotation, molecular function: protein dimerization activity; RNA polymerase II cis-regulatory region sequence-specific DNA binding; DNA-binding transcription factor activity, RNA polymerase II-specific. Gene Ontology annotation, biological process: positive regulation of transcription by RNA polymerase II; cell differentiation. The coding region runs from base 423 to 1970 and encodes 515 amino acids. NCBI's taxonomy places the organism in Eukaryota, Metazoa, Chordata, Mammalia, Carnivora, Phocidae. The transcript is spliced from 12 exons. The record is from RefSeq and is a predicted model, not a curated record.